AUGGACUUUAAGCAAUUUCGCGAUACUGCUGAACUUUCAGAUUUUACAGUUUACAUUGAUAAUGAGAGGUUUAAAUUGCAUAAGUUUCCACUUUAUACAAAGUCUGAUUACUUCAAGGAAAUAGCAAGCAGCAAUCCUGUUUGUCAGAUAAAUGACUUUCCUGGUGGUUCAAAAUCCUUUGCUGUCGUUGCCGACUUUUGUUACGGCAAAGAAAUAAACAUCACUUCCGAGAACGUAGUUUAUUUAUAUGCUGCAGCCGACCUCCUCAAAAUGAAAGGCAAAGAUAAUUUACUGGAGAUUUGCAGGAGGUUUUUGGAUGGUGUGUUUCGUUGUGCUCUGGAAAGAAAAGACAUAGUUAAUCUGAUAUGUGUUUUAUGUUCAUGCUGUGAAGUUAAAUCGGAUGCUGUUAAGAAAAUUUGUGAAGAUGCAACCACAAUUCUAAUGUCAUUAUGGCUACAUGGGGAAAAUAGUUUGAAAGGCUGUUUUUCACCACACACCAUGAAUUUUACACAUUCGGAACGAGAAAUAUUCAGUGACGAGUCAGUGUCUGACUACCUGGCUUAUCUUCCCUUGGGAAUGUUUUUGAAGAUUAUUAACAUUGCAAGAGAUCAGAAUGUAGAGGAGAAGGUUGUUCUAUAUGCUUGUGCAAAGUACUUGGGUCGAGUUCUUGAUCUUUACGACUCAGAGGUCUCCAGAAACGAGGUAUCUAAAAAUUCAGACGCUCAGAAUAACUCUGACAUGAAAAACGUUCCAUCUAAAGAGGUUUCUAACUCAGGUGAAAAUAUUAUUUCUGGUCAACCGUUUUGUGGUUUGAAUGUAAAAAUAAAGUUGGAUCAUCAGAUAAGGCUGGAAAAACUGUACAAGGAUAAUAUCAGCCUGUUUGAGGACUUAAAAAAUACUGCAGAACAGUUUGAAAAAAUUUUCGAAACUCUGCCCAAACCAAAUGAUAUUUAUGAUUUUAUUAACACCACGUGGAUUAUUAAGGCAUUACUAUUGACGGAUUCAAACAAAGUAAAGUCAAAGUGCCGACUGGAUAUUUUGAAAAUAGCCAAGAGAAUGCUUACUAGUUUUUCUGAUCAAGAUUUCGAUAAGUUUUCACCUUCCAUAUUGAAUGAUAUUCUCAAUGCUAAUAAUAUGCAAAUGGAAAAACCACCUUCAGAUGAAGCCAUCAAUCUUAGCAGGAGGAGCUCAAAGAGGAAAAGCUACAAAGAAGAGAUAUUAGAAAACAAUCCUACUGAAAUACUUGGUAAUCGUAAACAGAGCAGUAUUAAAGAGGCAAAUAUUGAAGAUGUUAGUGAAAAACAUGAAAACAUAAAUGAAACAAAAUCUGAAAUAUUGCCGGAAUCAGUAGCGAAUAAAAUCAUUAAAUAUAUGUUAAAGAAGGCCGAUGAGCAAAAGCUAACAAUGCAGCAAUACAUUCAAUUGCUAAAACAAAUCCAGGUUCCAAAUAAUCAGACUUCUUUAGAUAAUGACCUUGUAAAGAUCUUAAUAAAGCUUACUAAAUCAGGUCAACCACGUAAUGAAGAAGAUGCUCACGAGAUAAUAACUCAUAUUAGUUUAAACAAUUGCACAGCUGAUACUUUAAAUGAUGCAUUGGAAUUGGAUUUGUUCCCUCCUAAGACUGUUGCUGCUGCAGCACUGUAUGUUGCUAACAAGAAGCAGGAAAAUCCAAUCUCCACUUCAAGUAAUCUUGAAUAUCCCUACACAUGGUUACCUACUUAUUAUACGAAACCAUUAAUGUUGCCGAUGCGUGGUAGACCUCGAUGCACUGAUCAUCUUUAUAGUAAUUCACAUUAUUCAAGAUCAUUUUAUCCUUCUUAUGAUAAAUCACGUAGUUCUUCAUUAAAUAGGAAUCUAGAACCAGAGUAUAAAUAUAAUGGCUUCCAUCCCUAUUUAUUAUCCUAUUCUUCUUUUCAACCGUAUUCAAAUGAAUUCAAAUAUAACAGUAAUGCCAGUAAUAUGAAAUUUUCAGAUCCAUUUAAUAAUAAUUAUCUAUCAAAACCCAUGGCUAAAAAUAGAGGAUUCUAA
Schistosoma rodhaini is the source of this 2028-nucleotide messenger RNA. NCBI's taxonomy places the organism in Eukaryota, Metazoa, Platyhelminthes, Trematoda, Strigeidida, Schistosomatidae. The record is from the annotation of a GenBank genome assembly.